Molecule: messenger RNA, 1124 nt
Organism: Oncorhynchus tshawytscha (Chinook salmon)
Lineage: Eukaryota; Metazoa; Chordata; Actinopteri; Salmoniformes; Salmonidae
Product: tumor necrosis factor receptor superfamily member 14-like
Exons: 5
Coding region: 356-1036 (226 amino acids)
Biological process (GO): defense response to Gram-negative bacterium; positive regulation of T cell migration; positive regulation of peptidyl-tyrosine phosphorylation
Cellular component (GO): external side of plasma membrane
Molecular function (GO): protein binding
Source: RefSeq, a predicted model, not a curated record
UUUAGUCGUCAUGGAAUUGUUGUGUGUGCGCCUUAUAAGCGCUAGUCAAUUAUGAUCGCAUUUCUUAUUUUGGCUAGAAGACAACGCAUCCGCCGACAUCGAAUGUUAGCCAUCCCACUAUAUCAAGAAAAUCGAAAAGUACAAUGUAUAAACGUGAUGAUGUCAGGAAAAGUAAUGUGCGCAGGCUAACGUAUUUUUCUAAGAAGCCAGUGCAUAAUAGUAGCAGUAGCAGCAGGAUUUCUGCCGAUAAAUGUGUGCUUUAGUAUUGUUCUCUUUGGAAACUGUGGUAUAAACGGGAUAAACGCCUCCUUUCUGUGCAUGACCUUGUCCCGCUGCGUUGUCCAUUAUUUCCAAGAUGAACCUAGCUAUCAUUUUGACACUUCUAACCAUUCAGCGCUCUAUUGCAUGUGGUAGAGCAGAGUACAGAACAGGUGAUGAAUGCUGUCCUAUGUGUUCACCAGGAAACCGGGUACAUAAACACUGUACAGAAUUUACAAGUACUUCCUGUGUCCCCUGUACCGACUCCUCUUUCCUUGAUGAACCCAAUGGUCUUACAGCAUGCGUACUGUGUACAAACUGUGACCCAGGCUUUGGUCUGAAGGUAAAGCAGCCAUGUAGACCUUCAUCAGACACUGUCUGUGGGACACUGGAGGGGUUCUACUGUCUAGACCCAACUAAGGAUGGUUGUAGAGCAGCCCAGAGACACAGCAGCUGUAAACCUGGUCAAUACAUCAACCACACAGGAACAAUAUCUACAGAUACUGUGUGUUCUGACUGUACUGGUGACACCUAUUCAGAUGGAUCAUUAACAUCCUGCCAGCCACACACACAAUGUGAUACCUUGAAGCUUCAGCAAAUUAAACCUGGAACUCAUUGGUCCGACUCUGAAUGUGGACCACAGACCUCCCCUCCCAUAGCAAUAAUAUCUGCUGUGGUGAUGGUGCUGGUACUAGCUGUGAUGGCAGCAGUAGCUAUUAGAAGAAAAAGAAAAUAUCCUGUAUCUGGUGAGAUCAUUUUGGGCAAUUGUACAGUUUAAUUUAUUGUUUUAAUUGCCCAGAUGAACAAGUGAGAAACAUCCAACACUGAAUCAAAUCACAUUUUAUUUGUCACAUGUGCCGAAUACA